Molecule: messenger RNA, 2943 nt
Organism: Knipowitschia caucasica
Lineage: Eukaryota; Metazoa; Chordata; Actinopteri; Gobiiformes; Gobiidae
Source: the annotation of a GenBank genome assembly
AUGAGGUUCGAGGAGGUGCUUGAGGAGGUGGGCGGCUUCCAUCGGUUCCAGGUCCUGGUUCUGUCCACGCUCUGCCUCCCGCGCUUCAUCCUGGCGCUCCACUUCCUGCUUCAUAACUUCAUCUCUGCUGUUCCUGGUCACCACUGCGCCCCCUCUGAGACCGGACCGGGACUAGACCUGAGUCUGGACCAGGACUACGGAGAGUCCCAGGGGUCCUGCUGGGUCCAGGGUCCCAACGGAUCCAGUCAGACCUGUCCCAAUGGAUGGAUUUACAACCAGAGCGACUUUAGCUCCACCACCGCAACAGAGUGGGACCUGGUGUGUGAGGACCGCCGUCUCAACCAGCUCUUGGCCACGUACUUCUUCCUCGGCGUCACGGUGGGAGCGGUGGUGUUCGGACAACUGUCAGACAGACACAGCUCCACGGCUCGUUACGCAGAUUUGUCUCUGAUGAGUGAGCCGUGGGUGAGCCGUGGGGGAGCCGUGGGGGAGCUGUGGGGGAGCUGUGGGGGAGCUGUGGGGGAGCCGUGGUGGAGCCGUGGGGAGGCUGUGGGGGAGCUGUGGGGGAGCCGUGGGGAGGCUGUGGGGGAGCUGUGGGGGAGCCGUGGUGGAGCCGUGGGGGAGCUGUGGGGGAGCCGUGGUGGAGCCGUGGGGGAGCUGUGGGGGAGCUGUGGGGGAGCUGUGGGGGAGCUGUGGGGGAGCUGUGGGGGAGCCGUGUUGGAGCUGUGGGGGAGCCGUGGCGGAGCCGUGGGGGAGCUGUGGGGGAGCUGUGGGGAGCUGUGGGGGAGCCGUGGUGGAGCUGUGGGGGAGCCGUGGGGGAGCCGUGGGGGAGCCGUGGGGGAGCCGUGGCUGAAGAAGAUUGGUGGGGGGGGGUUUGGGGAGAUCUAUGAGGCCCUGGACCUUCUGACCCGAGAGAACGUGGCCCUAAAGGUGGAGUCAGCGCAGCAGCCCAAACAGGUGCUGAAGAUGGAGGUGGCUGUGCUCAAGAAGCUGCAGGGUAAGAACCAUGUGUGCAAGUUUAUCGGCUGUGGACGAAACGACAAGUUCAACUACGUGGUGAUGCAGCUGCAGGGUCGUAACCUUGCCGACCUGCGGCGCUCUCAGCCCAGAGGCACCUUCACCAUGAGCACCACACUCAGGCUCGGAAAACAGAUCCUGGAAUCUAUCGAAGCCAUACACUCUGUGGGCUUCCUACACCGUGACAUCAAGCCGUCUAACUUUGCCAUGGGUCGUCUGCCGUCCACGUACAGGAAGUGCUACAUGUUGGACUUCGGUCUGGCCCGACAGUACACCAACACCACCGGGGAGGUCCGGCCGCCGCGGACGGUGGCGGGCUUCAGAGGCACGGUGCGCUACGCUUCAGUCAACGCUCACAAAAACAAGGAGAUGGGCCGUCACGACGACCUGUGGUCCCUGUUCUACAUGCUGGUGGAGUUCGCUGUGGGACAGUUACCAUGGAGAAAGAUCAAAGACAAGGAGCAAGUGGGGCAGAUAAAGGAGCGCUACGACCACCGCAUGCUGCUCAAACACAUGCCCUCAGAGUUCAACGUGUUCCUGGACCACGUUCAGGCUCUGGACUACUUCACCAAACCAGACUACCAGCUGCUGAUGUCGGUGUUUGAGAACAGUAUGAAGGAGCGGAUCAUCACGGAGAAUGAGCCGUUCGAUUGGGAGAAGGGCGGCUGUGACCCCACCAUGUCCACCACGGCCACACAGCCGCAGCAGAACACCCGGCCCACGGUCGCCAUGGUCGGAGCGGUCGUGACCCCAGUCCCUGGAGACCUUCAGAGGGAGAACACAGACGAGGUUCUUCAGGACGAGCACCUGAGCGACCAGGAGAACGCCCCCCCGCCUGCCCCCACGCGUCUCCACGGCGACCACCCCCCCGGCGACCAGCAGCUGGCGGACGGCGGCGAGGGCUGGGAGGACACGGACUUCAACCGCAACCGGCUCCGCAUCAGCCUCAACAAGGUGGGACAGGAUGAGGACCCGGGGGCGGUCCGAGCCGAGUCUCCGAGCGGUCAGUGCCGGUCUCUACGCUACAGGAGAGUGAACAGCCCUGAGUCCGAACGGCUUUCUGCAGCAGAAGGACGAGCUGACGGAUACGGGCCGAGGUCCCGUAUGGACAUGCUGGGCUCUCCCUCCCGUCACGUCUACUCCUCGCAGCCCGCUCAGAUGCUGUCUCUGGACCCUGGUUGCCGUGGAGACCGUCAGACCAGCGGGCGCCAGGAGGGCUCCGUGGCCUCGGUGGACCAGGAGGCGCACAGCAACGCCUUCAUCCGCUCCGUCCCGCUGGCCGAGGAGGAGGACUUCGACAGCAAGGAGUGGGUCAUCAUCGACAAGGAGACGGAGCUCAGGGACUUCCAGCCCACCACCUCCGGCACCACGGAUGACGAGCCCGAGGAACUGCGCCCCCUGGAGGAGACCGAGGAGAGGCGCAGGCUCCGGCAGGCCGCAGGUUCGGGCGAGCUGGUGGUGCGGCCUAAGACCCACACUCGGGAGAGCAGCCGGAUGCUGACGCUGACGGAGGAGGAGGCGUCCCGCAGGAGCACCGGGAGCCCCGCCCAGUCGCCCUGCCACUCUCUGCCUUCGGGACGGCCGCGGCGCCGAGAGUCCGAGCCCAUUGGACCACAGCGACCGCUGGAGGAGGAUCGGCACGGCGCGCGCCCUAACCAGCUGCGGCGCCUGGCCUCCUACGUCUUCUCGUCGUCGACGCUGGAGCCGGAGCAGUACCCCCACGGCCCCAACCACGCCUUCAUCCAGCGCAGCCGCUCCGCCGAGAGCAGCCCUGCGCACCUGGCCGGCUCAGGGCGGCCACGGCCACGCCAGCACGGCACGCUGCCUCGCCACAGACACUCCGUGCUCAACGCGUCGCGCUCACAGCUGCAGCAGAUGUUCGCCAAGCUCAUGAACAAGAACAACAAUGGCGCCGCUAACAGCUAA